Molecule: messenger RNA, 3820 nt
Organism: Pogona vitticeps (central bearded dragon)
Lineage: Eukaryota; Metazoa; Chordata; Lepidosauria; Squamata; Agamidae
Gene: E2F7
Product: E2F transcription factor 7
Biological process (GO): regulation of transcription by RNA polymerase II
Cellular component (GO): RNA polymerase II transcription regulator complex
Molecular function (GO): RNA polymerase II cis-regulatory region sequence-specific DNA binding; DNA-binding transcription factor activity, RNA polymerase II-specific
Source: RefSeq, a predicted model, not a curated record
AAUAGAAGGUUUAGCGCCUAGUGGAAUCUCCACGACAGCAGCGAAGCAGCCAGUAUAGGCACGUAGCCUGUCGGAGGAGGAAGGGGGGGGGAAGGAAGUAGCAGUUGAAGCUCCUUGAGAGACACCCCAAUGCCCUUCAGACGCGGUCCUGGUUUGAUAGGGCCCGGAGGAGCUGCAGCGUCCCUUUGAGAAGGAAAUCUCGGGAAACAUGGAGGUGAAUUGUUUAACACUAAAAGAUCUGAUCCGCCCAGGACAUGGAAGAAUAGAUUUUACAGAUGAAGAUGGGGAAAAUGCACAAAAGGAAAACAUAUUUGAUCGACCCCGAAUGAUCCCAAAGACUCCAAUGAAAAAUGAACCCAUUGAUUUGUCAAAGCAAAAAAGCUGUAUCCCUGAAGGAAGUCCAAUUACACCUGUUAAGCUGACUGAUAGGCCCCUGACAGAACCAUGGACCCCUACAGCUAACUUAAAGAUGCUUAUUAGUGCUGCUAGUCCUGACAUGCGGGACAGAGAAAAGAAAAAAGAGCUCUUCAGACCCAUUGAAAACAAUGAAUUCAACAACGUUUUUCAUUCUUUGCAGUGUGAUGGUGUAGAUGAUGAAUACGAAAAGCAGAGGCCCAGCAGAAAGCAGAAAAGCUUAGGACUCUUAUGCCAGAAGUUUCUGGCUCGCUAUCCCAAUUACCCUUUAUCAGCAGAAAAGAUGACAAUAUCUCUGGAUGAAGUGGCCUCUAGUCUUGGAGUUGAACGCAGACGGAUUUAUGACAUAGUGAAUGUCCUGGAGUCCCUUGAUCUUGUUAGUCGAGUGGCUAAGAAUCAGUAUUGUUGGCAUGGUCGGCACAGCUUGAGCCAAACUCUGAAAAACCUCCAGGAAAUAGGAGAGCUGCAAAAAUAUGAAGAACUCAUGGCUUAUUUCCAACAUAAAGAGCUCGACCUUGAGUGUCGAUUUGGUGAGCACAAAAAAGAGACCUUUUUAGAUUUCCAAAACCGACUGUUGCUUGACCUCUCAGAGACAGAUUGCCCGUCUGCGUCUGCAAACAGCAGAAAGGACAAGUCAUUGAGGAUUAUGAGCCAAAAAUUUGUCAUGCUGUUCCUCGUCUCCAAGACCAAGAUAGUCACUCUAGACAUAGCAGCAAAAAUAUUGAUAGAAGAAAGCCAAGAUACAGCGGAUCACAGCAAGUUUAAAACAAAGGUACGAAGACUCUAUGAUAUUGCCAAUGUUCUGACAAGUCUUGGGCUCAUCAAGAAAGUGCAUGUAACAGAAGAAAGAGGACGUAAGCCUGCCUUCAAAUGGAUUGGGCCAGUGGAAUUCACUGAAGACAGUGGUGGUGGAAAGAUGGACAUUUCAACCUGUGCUGCUGUAACAGAAGGAGAAGGGUCACUGCAUGUUCCACGCCAAAGUUCUGCUAACAGAAAAGAGCGUCUGUCACGCCAUGCUUCCUUUAACGUGGCUCCACCUUCCGAACUGGUCAAGAGGAAGGUCAGCUCCGAACCCAGCAGCCCACACAGAGGGAGGCAAGAUGAUUAUUGCUCCAAAACGAUUAAUCUGGGAUCUGUUUGCUACCACAAAAUAGAAGGUGAUACAAGUAAAGCUUUGGAAGCAGCAAGAAACCCGGGCAUCAUUCCUCCCUUCUCUGUUCUUCCAUUUCCUGGAGACUUAGAAUACUGUCUUAAUGCCUUCCCUCCCACCUCCUCCAGUACCGGUUCAAACACAUCAGGACAGUCUUUGCCAAAUGGAAUAAAUGACCAGAGUCUGUCAUCUCCUGCUCUGUCGGCUUCUGAAACCGAGACUGGGAAAAACUCUGUGCUUCCUAACCAACCUUUUGUUUAUUUGCUAUCUCCGUCACUUUAUAUGCUGUGUGGCAGUCUUCAGGAAAACCUCUCAAAGGAAACCUUUUCGGACAAGGGAAGUGGAGACCAUGGAAGGGGCCAGGUUUCACCUUGCCAGCCAGAAACUGCUGAAUCUAACAUGAACUGUCGGAAGCGGAGUUCCCCGAAGUGUGUGCCUUCAAUUGUAGCUUCAGCUGAAGAGGGACCAUCAGCUAAAAGACAAAGCCUGGACCAGAAUGAUGGUCCCAUUUCACUGGUGGUAGACAAGAAGACUAUUAAACCAGAAGAUGCAGAAUCUUCCCCAGAUAGUAACUGUGGUUCCAUUAGCCAACUAAAAGACUUUCCGCUUGAACCAGAGACUCCUGCUGUCGUGGAAGCUGCCGUGAGAGACACAGUUAAAUCUUUAGAAACUCGGGAGCAAGAAAAAGCAUUCAGGAAUAAAGAUCUGAAAGAAAAUACAAAGGAGAGUGAACAGACAUCUCAAGAAAAUAGCAAACCGUUUCCCUUACCACAGUAUCUCUACGUGGCGCCUGCAGCUGGUUUAAAUGGUUUUAAUUUCCUGUUCCCUGCCAGCCAGGCUCCUGGUCCUGUCAGCCUACCUGCGAGCCAUUUGCCUUCACUUAAUGUUCCCUAUAUGAUGGUUCCUUCUACAGCGCUGGCACCGUUCCCUGUUAUCUAUUCCCCAGCAGUAACUACAAGCCAACUUUCUUCUGCUCCUCCUGGCUCCUUCCCAAAUGUCACAUGCAUGAAUUUGAGUAUGUCUGGCCUGACAUCGACAACACCUGUUUUCAUUGGGACCCCAGCAGUUGUUACUCCAAAUUCGUCACAGCUACCAACACUGGAACCACACCAGCAAAUUCACUCAGCCGUACACCUGAGCCCUGUAUUAGGAAGUGCUUGCAGCUCCGUGAAAGCAGACUCACCAGUUUGCAUGGGCCACCCUGUUACUGUUCUGAAACUACAGCAGCCUUCUUCAACCCCAUUGACUCCUAAGAACAUGCGUCCUGCACCGCAAGAAGCCUUUUUCAAGACACCCGGCAGCUUGGAGGAUCCUGUUAUGUGGCGAAAAAACGAAGGCAGUCAGAGCAGAACCGCAAGUUCUGUUCAGAGAAGAUUAGAAAUCUCCAGCAACAGCACUGACUAAUCCAACCCACUGCUGAGGUGCAGGCAGCUUAGAACAGAGCCAUUAUACAUGUUACAGAGAGAAUCAAUUAUUACAUGAGAGAAGGAGGGAGAAUGUGUUAAACAACCGUUCCAAAGGCACACUUUCCCAGUGAACAUUUUGACCACUAUUCUAUUAACUUUUUUCUCAUGUGAUUCACCCUAGUUAUAUAAAACUAAUUCUAAUCAAAUUUUUAGACUAUGUAUGUGCCAGGGUAUGGGAAGCUUCCAUUCCACUGGGGGAGAUCUUAAGAAAAAGAAAAGUUAAUCUUAUUUGUGAUAGGAUGUGUGAACAGGUUCAACUGUGUUGGUCCCAAAAGGGGAAGCUGGCAAGCACUUAUAUAUAGGGUGGGACACUCUUUAAAAGUAGUCUGGUUAUCCUGUGUCAGUAUGUGAGGUGGGCAGGGAGGAUCUCUGUGUGAAGUAGCAGAGCAGCUGCUCCUUUGUCUUGGGGUUGGACUGCAGUCCCAUGGACAUCACUUGCAACUUCAGAACCGCAAGCUUUUGCAGAGUACUUGAAUGUGACUGAUGUACAAUUUUCUCUGCACUUGUUAAGCAAAGGUCAGAUAACUUGCAGUACAGAUGAAUGUUCUUCUGUGAAAUACGUCAAGACCAAAAUAACUGUGAAGUUUAAAAUUUUCCAGUGGGGUUUGUAUUAAUAAGCAUUGUAGUUCUCUAUUCUUUCUUUGUUUCUGCACAAAAUGUAAAUGUUGCUUAUGAAUUAGCACAAAAGCUUUUCCUGAACCUAAAAGGAGCCUUUUUCCAACCUGGUAGCCUCUAGAUGUACAGUGGUGCCUCGCUUAACGAGCGCCCCAUUUAAUGAUGAAUCUGCAUA